This is a messenger RNA of Acaromyces ingoldii, 3176 nucleotides long. RefSeq lists its product as hypothetical. The coding region runs from base 1 to 2766 and encodes 921 amino acids. The record is from RefSeq and is a predicted model, not a curated record. The transcript is spliced from 4 exons. Gene Ontology annotation, molecular function: molybdenum ion binding; molybdopterin cofactor binding; nitrate reductase (NADPH) activity. NCBI's taxonomy places the organism in Eukaryota, Fungi, Basidiomycota, Exobasidiomycetes, Exobasidiales, Cryptobasidiaceae. Gene Ontology annotation, biological process: nitric oxide biosynthetic process; nitrate assimilation.
AUGUCUUCGAGCAGCGGCAGCGACGAAGCUGGACCUUCUACCGGCGUCACGACCCCUUCCCCCGGCUCCCUUAGCCCAUCCCACAAAGUCGGCCAGGAAGGCGAGACGACUGUGGAAGCUCUCGAUGAGGACGAGAGCUACUAUUCAAACGACACACCUGAUGCUUGGAUCGCGCGAGAUGAGCGAAUGAUCCGAUUGACAGGCAAGCACCCUUACAAUGUCGAGGCACCUCUGACAGAGCUGUGGAAAGCGGGCUUCCUGACGCCCCAGUCUCUCUUCUACGUCCGCACGCACGGUGCCACGCCACAUGUGACCAAAGACGAAGCCAAAUCAUGGACAGUGCGGGUGCACGGUCUCGUGCAACGGGAGAUGUCCUUCACCAUCGACGAUCUAAAACGCCUUUUCCCUACCGUCACGCUGCCAGUCACGCUCGUAUGCGCCGGCAACCGCAGGAAGGAGCAGAACAUGGUGGCGAAGGGACUUGGCUUCAACUGGGGCGCUGCCGGCGUGUCGACUGGCCUCUUCACGGGUGUCUACCUGGCAGAUAUCCUCGAUUACGUGCGACCGAUCCGGCCAAAAGGAGCUUUCCCUUAUAAUCGAGACUCGCCGGGCUGUGCAAAGCAUGUCAUUUUCGAGGGAUGUGACGAGCUCCCCAAGGGCAAAUAUGGCACUUCGCAGAGGCUUCAAUGGGCCAAGGAUCGCAACAAGGGAAUGCUCAUUGCUUGGGGGCUGAACGGAGAGGAGCUCUCGCCCGAUCAUGGAUACCCGCUCCGGCUCAUCGUACCCGGACAGAUUGGGGGCAGGAUGGUCAAGUGGCUCAAUCGCAUCGAAGUAUCAGACAAGGAAUCGCAGCACUACUUGCACUUCUGGGACAACAAAGUCUUGCCGACGGAAGUAACGGCGGAUCAGGCAAGAAAGGAAGAACAUUGGUGGUAUGAUCCGAAAUACAUCAUCAACGACCUUAACGUCAAUGCCGCAAUCACGGUGCCAGCGCACAACGAAGUGAUGCAGCUGCCGUCUAGCUCAACGACCACAAAAAUUUGCGGUUACGCCUACACCGGGGGUGGCAAGAGGGUUCACCGCGUUGAAAUCAGCCUCGAUGAGGGCAGAUCAUGGAAGCUGGCCGAGAUCGAUACGGCCGAAGACAAGUACAGGAUUGCACCGAUCCGCGAUCAUCCCUUCUUUGGCACCCUCGACCUGAGCGAGACGGAGAUGAGCUUCGCAUGGUGUUUCUGGGAGCUCGUGGUUGACGUCGACAAGCUGGCGGGCGCCAAGUCGAUCGCUGUCCGUGCCACCGACGAGGGCCUGGCGAUGAUGCCGAGAGAUAUGUAUUGGAACGCCAUGAGCAUGAUGAAUAAUUGCUGGUUCCGUGUCGCCGUUCACCGCGACGAACGGGAAGGAGACAGGACGGGAACGCUCAAGUUCGAGCACCCGACGGUGGCGGGGAACAAUCCUGGCGGGUGGAUGGAGAGGAUGAACGAGGACGGCUUGAAUCCGCGGUAUCCUGAUUUCAGCGUUCGUGCCGAUCUUUCGUCGUCAGCAGAAGAGCAACAGAAGCAAGGAGAGGAAGGGGAAAGGGGCAAGCCGGCGAAGAAGGAGAAGGUAGACGUCAAGAAAAUUAUGAUAGACGAAGCCAAAGUUGGCAACGAGAUCUCGGCAGAAGAUCUGGCCUCGCACGCCAACGAGGAGCAACCGUGGUUUGUUGUUCACGACCAAGUCUAUGAUGGCACAUCUUUUCUCAAGCAGCAUCCAGGCGGAGGCGAGUCCAUCACCCUAGUCGCCGGCGAAGAUGCGACGGAAGACUUCAUGGCGAUCCACAGCAUGGAUGCAAAGGUUCAGCUCCGCGACUUUCACAUCGGCAAGCUGGCCCCCGGAGCGUUGUCGGGCGACGACGGCAAAGACAGCAAGCAAGAAGAGGCACCAGACGCACCGUUCUUGCGUCCCAAACACUGGAAGAAGUCGAAGCUUGUAGAAAAGAUUGAGGUAUCGUCAGACUCUCGCAUCUUCCGAUUCGCCCUUGAUCGACCAGACCAGGAAGUGGGCCUGCCGGUCGGCCAGCACGUCUAUGUCCGUGUCCGCACCACGAGCCAAGAUGGCGAAGAGAGCGAGACAAUCCAAAGAGCCUACACACCCUUCUCCGGCAACGAUCAGAAAGGUUUCCUCGACAUUCUUAUCAAGGUUUACUUCCCCUGCGCUGAAUUUCCACACGGCGGUAAGAUGACGAACGCCCUCGAGAAUCUCAAGGUCGGAGAAGAUUCGGUGGAGCUCAAGGGACCGUUGGGCCACUUCAUCUUUGAGGGCGCUGGUCAGGUAAAGAUCCACGGUCACUCCCGACGAAUCAAGAAUGUGGCCAUGAUCGCGGGUGGGUCGGGCAUCACGCCUAUCUGGUCGACGCUGAAGGCUCUCGUCGAUGAUGAAGCCUCAUCCGACGUCAAUGUAUGGAUCCUCGAUGCCAAUCGUACAGAGUCGGACAUUCUGGCUCGGAAGCACCUCGACGAGGUCGUUGGCCGAGCCGGGGCCCGUAUCAAGCUGUGGCACAUUCUGAGCGCAAAGGACGUCGCACCAGACUGGGCAAUGGGCAGGGGACGGAUAACGCUCGAUGUUCUACAGAAACAUCUUCCGCCUGCUCCGACAAAACCCACGUCGGACACUGAGCUCGAAGACACGUUGGCCCUGCUAUGCGGUCCCCCACCGAUGGAGAAUGCAGUGCUCAAGGGCCUAGAAGAGCUUGGGUGGGAUACAAAACGCACUGUCGUCCAGUUCUGAUGAAUGUUCAGCAUACACAAAAGCAAUCAUGCAGCAGCAUCUGUACUGUAAUGAGCCACUGUAAAUGAAUCAUUUGAGCGCAGGUUCUACAUGACUCUCUCUACACCACACACAUCUGAUGGUUGUGGCCGUAUCUAGGUGUUCCUGCUUUGGCCAAGCCAAGCAAGGCCGCCGGGGGAUGCAGAUUGGAAAAUAGGGAACAUUCUUAUACUCCGAGAAGUCGUCUCGUCGUUACGGCGAGCUACAACUCGAUCUCCAGGGUGCGAAGAGGGUGGACUGCAAGACUGGCCUGGAGCAGCAUGCCCCAAGUUUGCCGACUCAUGCUUGUUUGUGGACCUAAAAUAGCGACGAAUUAUACAACAAACAACCCCUAGCCAAGCAAAUAGCACCAAAAGAGGGAAGACAAAGCC